AAGUUUAAAUAAAGAAAUAUAUACAUACCAUUAAAAAAGUACAUACUUACCGGUUCCCGACAAAAAAAACAGCACUACUCUAAUAAUAGCCGAACACCUAACAGUCAAAGAUUCUCAAGAAAAACUGUCACAUACCAAGUGGCAAUUGACGAAGAACGGCCCUGUACCUCUCAACAAGCAGCAAAAGCGUCAAACUCUACUCCAAAAGAGGAUGAUAAAAUUCUUUCACACUUCUCCAGCAGUAGAGAAAGAACAUUGCUUCACACAGCAAUCAUCCCGAUUCUCCAUACAGGAGAAAUAACUCAAAUAAGAGCACUCAUACACCAAGGGCCUCAAAAAACCUUCAUAACCUCUCGUGUGCAAAAAUUACUCGGACUUCCCAUCACAAAAAUUCAUUACGAGAUUCUAGGAAUGGACGGGCACACGGUACAAAAUUCAAAUACUCCCACAGCUAAUCCAAUUCUUGCCGUAAUUCAAGAUCACAUGUCUUGAUAUCAAACGAUAUGCCUCAAUACCUUUAACAGAUCCUAGCUGCUUCGCUCCAGCAAGAAUCGACAUGGUAGGCGGUAGUGAUAUCCUACCGAAAAUACUAGUCCCAGGACUUAAAAACGUCAUCGGUGGAAGCCUCAUAGCCCAGAAUACCAUCUUUGGAUGGAUUUCAAGCGGACCUGUAGCACAAUCGAUUACAUCACUCAGUACGCAAGUAAUCGAGACCAUGGUCGACCCCUUAGGUGAUCUGCUGAAGAAAUUCUGGGAUGAAGACACCAUCUGCGAGGACCUCUAUCGAAAUACCACGUACCGGAGAAAUGACGGUCGAUAUGUGGUAAAACUCCCCUUCAAACCGGAAUUUCCCAACACGAUGGCAUUAGGACACUCAAGACUCUCAGCUCAGCAGCAAUACAUCAGCAUCGAACGAAACCUGGAGAAAAAACCGGAUCUCCAAAAAAUCUAUGCAGAGAAAGAAUACCAAACACUCGAUCAUAUAGAGUGAGUGAAUUCCCAAGAAAUCAUACGGGACGGCAAAUACUUCUCAUUCUAUCUGCCACAUCACGCAGUAAUAAAACCCGAUAGCAAAACCACUAAAGUCCGAGUGGUAUUCAAUGCGUCUAAACUCUCUCACUCAGGUCUCUCCCUAAACGACGUACUGCAUACAGGCCCCAUACUGCAAAACGAUCUUAUGCUCGUAAUAAUCAGGUGGCGGUUAUAUAAGUAUGUUUUUAACGGCGAUAUUGAAAAAAUGUAUCGCCAGAUAUAUGUCCACAAGGAAGAUCAAGACUUCCAACGGAUUCUCUUUCGCAAAUCCCCAAGUGGCCCAGUAGAAGACUACAAACUAAAAACAGUAACGUUUGGUGUGAGCUGUGCACCAUACCUAGCCAUAAGAACACUCCAUCAGCUGGCUGAAGACUCCAAACCAAAAUUCCCACAAGUCGCAAAAAUUUUAG
Molecule: messenger RNA, 1442 nt
Organism: Ceratitis capitata (Mediterranean fruit fly)
Lineage: Eukaryota; Metazoa; Arthropoda; Insecta; Diptera; Tephritidae
Exons: 2
Coding region: 557-991 (144 amino acids)
Source: RefSeq, a predicted model, not a curated record